Messenger RNA from Sphenostylis stenocarpa, 1347 nucleotides. The record is from the annotation of a GenBank genome assembly. NCBI's taxonomy places the organism in Eukaryota, Viridiplantae, Streptophyta, Magnoliopsida, Fabales, Fabaceae.
AUGGUGCAGCAGAGACUAGUUAGAGAUUUUUACAAGAUCCUUAAAGAAGUAAACACUGGGCAAAUUCCACCUGCUCUAGACCUGCCAGAUUCUUUUGAGCAACUGGUUUCUGAUAUGAAGAACAGUCAAUAUGAUGCGAAAACGUUUGCAUUCAUGUUAAGGGGAAUGAUGGAGAAAUUUGAGAGAGAAAUCAGAGAAUCUAAAUUUGCAGAGCUGAUGAAUAAACACUUUGCAGCAAGUUCAGUCCCUAAAGGGAUUCAUUGUCUGACUUUGCGUUUGACUGAUGAAUAUUCUUCGAAUGCUCAUGCACGCAAACAACUGCCUCCUCCAGAGUUACUACCUACACUAUCUGACAACUCUUACCACCAUAUUAUUGUUUCAACUGAUAACAUCUUGGCUGCUUCUGUAGUUGUUAGUUCUACUGUGCAGUCAUCUCAGAAACCUGAGAAGAUUGUCUUCCAUGUCAUCACCGACAAAAAAACUUAUGCUGGUAUGCACUCAUGGUUUGCAUUAAAUCCUGCCACUCCUGCCAUAGUUGAAGUCAGAGGCAUUCACCAGUUUGAUUGGUUGACGAGAGAAAAUGUUCCAGUACUUGAAGCUGUAGAAAAUCAAAAUGGGAUAAGGAAUUACUACCACGGGAAUCAUUUUGCCAGAACCAAUCUCAAUGAUACUGAACUACGUAAAUUUGCCUCAAAAUUGCAGGCCAGAAGUCCAAAGUAUAUAUCUCUACUCAACCAUCUCCGCAUUUACUUGCCUGAGCUUUUUCCAAACCUUGACAAGGUGGUUUUUUUGGAUGACGAUGUUGUGGUUCAACGUGACAUUUCCACGCUUUGGGAAAUUGAUCUGAAUGGAAAAGUUAAUGGAGCUGUGGAAACUUGCAGAGGCGAUGACGACUGGGUAAUGUCUAAGCAUUUUAGGAACUACUUCAAUUUUUCCCAUCCCCUCAUUGCACAACAUUUGGACCCUGAUCAGUGUGCUUGGGCUUAUGGGAUGAAUGUAUUUGAUCUAAGUGCAUGGAGAUUAACAAACAUUAGAGACAAAUAUCAUACCUGGUUGAAAGAGAAUCUGAGAUCAAACCUGACGAUGUGGAAGCUUGGAACCCUUCCCCCUGCUUUGAUUGCAUUUGAAGGUCAUGUUCACCCUAUUGACCCAUCUUGGCACAUGCUUGGCUUGGGUUAUCAGAACAAAACCAACAUUGAGAGUGCGAAGAAGGCUGCUGUUAUUCAUUACAACGGCCAGUCAAAACCUUGGUUGCAAAUUGGCUUUGAACAUCUUAGGCCAUUUUGGACCAAGUAUGUCAAUUAUUCAAAUGAUUUUGUUAGAAACUGUCACAUCUUGGAUUCAUAG